AUGGGGGUCACAAUUUUUCUCAAAAACUCUACCUUCAUCAUGUUCUUAAUUAUAAUUUUACUUUGUAGUUUUCUCUUGGAUUGUGUCAUGGCUAGUGUUUUUGCAGUUGGUGAUGAAGAUGAAUGGAGUAGCCAAACAAACUAUGCUACAUGGGCAGAGAAACACAAUUUCAGCCUUGGAGAUGUUCUAGUUUUCAAAUAUGUGAAGGGGCAACAUAAUGUAUAUGAAGUGAGAGAGGAUACUUUUAGAUCAUGUGAAACAAGUAGUGGAGUGUUGGCUAAGUAUGAGAGUGGAGAAGAUCAAGUGGUUCUCAAUAAGGUGAAGAAAUAUUGGUUCAUUUGUAAUAUAGUAGGGCAUUGUCUUGGAGGAAUGAGGUUUGGAAUUGAAGUAAAAGAAGAUAGCAACAAUGUAAUUAGCUCCAUGGAUGGUGAAUUAAAUCCAAAUAUUCAACCAACUCCAUUGGAGAAUUCUUGUAUUUCUCAAAGAUGGAGAGUGUUUGGGAAGUUCUUUCCUUUUGGAAUUGGAUUGUUAUUAUUCAAUUUGUAUUUUUGAUCAAGAAUUUGGGUAGGUAUAUUAACUUGGUUGUUUUAUAUUAAUUUUUGCACAUUGUGAUAUAUAAUUUUUUUGGGUUUUACCCUUUUUUUCUUUUUUUAGAAAAAGGAAUUUUGAUAUAUAUGAAAUUCAAUAAAGUUUGAUCGAAGUGAGUAUAGUUUUUCUCUAAAAAUUUAAAUUCAGGUUCUCCUAAAUAUAUUGUAUUUUAAUUUGAUUCUAAUUAAAAAUUU
This is a messenger RNA of Vicia villosa (hairy vetch), 782 nucleotides long. Its product is annotated as mavicyanin-like. Gene Ontology annotation, cellular component: plasma membrane. The transcript is spliced from 2 exons. Gene Ontology annotation, molecular function: electron transfer activity. Bases 1 to 552 code for a protein of 183 amino acids. Lineage: Eukaryota; Viridiplantae; Streptophyta; Magnoliopsida; Fabales; Fabaceae. The record is from RefSeq and is a predicted model, not a curated record.